Harpia harpyja (harpy eagle) is the source of this 2348-nucleotide messenger RNA. It is a transcript of the gene RIPK2, whose product is annotated as receptor interacting serine/threonine kinase 2. Gene Ontology annotation, cellular component: cytoplasm. Gene Ontology annotation, molecular function: JUN kinase kinase kinase activity; ATP binding. The record is from RefSeq and is a predicted model, not a curated record. The transcript has 11 exons. Lineage: Eukaryota; Metazoa; Chordata; Aves; Accipitriformes; Accipitridae. Bases 415 to 2070 code for a protein of 551 amino acids. Gene Ontology annotation, biological process: innate immune response; protein phosphorylation; positive regulation of apoptotic process.
CCGCCUACCCGGACGGAGGGGGACGCUUUCCCCUUCUCCCCCGUCCCCGGGGAUGCCUCCCGGCACCGCGCCCCGGCUCCCCCCAAGGAGGAGGCUGCUGCCCCGGCGCAGCUCUCCCGGGGGACUGCCGGGACCGGCACCGCGCUCCCGCCGGCUCUCUCCGGGCUUUCCUCCUCCCCGCAAGACUUCAUCGCGGCGGCUCCUCCUUCCCCGACCCGGCAACCCGCGGGAGGCUGUUUUCCUCGGGGAAGGGAAGUCGCUCCUCCGUGGGGGCCGAAGGAGGAGCGGGCUGCCGGCUGACUGGGGAGGAGGCGGGGGAAGAGGCGGGGAAGGAGGCCGAGGGGAGCGGUCCUCCGGGCUCCGCUGCGCCCGCCGGAGAGACGGCGCGGCCGCCCCCGGCGGCGGAGUGCGAGGAUGAGCGGCGAGGACGGCGGAGGCCGGGCGGGGGCCAUCAGCUACGCCCUUCCCUCCAUCCCUUCCAACAAACUCCCGGAUUUGCGUUUUAUCAGCCGCGGCGCUUACGGUACCGUGUCCGCCGCCCGCCACGCCGACUGGAGGGUCCCGGUGGCCCUCAAAUGCCUGCAGGGGCCGCUACUAGACAGUGAUAGAAACCACCUUCUAAAAGAAGCAGAGAUAUUGCACAAAGCCAGGUUUAGUUACGUUCUGCCAAUUUUGGGAAUUUGCAACGAGCCUGAAUUUCUGGGGAUAGUAACAGAAUACAUGACAAAUGGAUCAUUAAACCAGCUUUUACAUGGGAAAGAUGUAUAUCCUGAUAUUCCCUGGUGCCUGAGAUUCCGCAUUCUUUAUGAAAUUGCUUUGGGAGUAAACUAUUUGCACAACAUGAAUCCUCCAUUGCUGCACCAUGACUUGAAAACCCAGAAUAUUUUGUUGGAUGAUGAGUUUCAUGUCAAGAUUGCAGAUUUUGGCAUGUCAAAAUGGCGUGUCAUAUCCAUGUCGCAAUCACGAAGCGAAACCUCUUUGCCAGAAGGAGGGACAAUUAUCUACAUGCCACCUGAAGAUUACAAUCCCAGUCAGAAAACCCGUGCAAGUGUAAAACAUGAUAUCUACAGUUAUGCAAUUAUUAUGUGGGAAGUGAUGUCCAGAAAACAGCCAUUUGAAGAAGUUAUAAACCCCUUGCAGAUAAUGUAUAGUGUGUCACAAGGACAGCGACUAGACUUAAGUGAAGAAAGUUUAUCAAUGGACAUUCCUCAUCGAGUACUCAUCAUAAGAUUGAUAGGAAGUGGAUGGGCACAAAACCCAGAUGAAAGACCGUCGUUCUUAAAAUGCUUAAUAGACCUUGAGCCAGUCCUGCGAACGUUUGAUGAAAUAGCUAUGCUGGAAGCAGUAAUUCUGUUAAAGAGAUCAAAGUCACUAUAUGAAUCACGAUGUAUUUGCAAGAGUGGAAAGAAAGCAGAUGUGGAGCAGAUAUCUCUAAAUAUACCUCUAAAUCCCCAAGAGGAAACGUAUUCUGGCUCCAUACAAUGUGAUGCACUUCCCCUUCGGAGCAUGUCUCCAGAUGUAUCAAGACUCAAGUCUGUUCCCAAGUGUAAUGUCCUUUCAUCAGAUGGAAAUUCUGGGGGUCUACACUCUCUUAGCAGUCAGAGCACGGAUGAAAAUAUCUCUGUAACUCAGAGCGCCAAACUUCUUGAGCAUCCAUACAGUUAUUUUCCCUCAUCUGACAAGAGUAUUUCAGGUGCCUCAAAUUCUGCAUCAUGUAUGCUGCGGUCAUCACCAAUUCCUUCAGAUUUUGUUUUGGAAACCAUCCAACAGAAUGUAGCUCAUCAAUGGAUCCAAAGUAAAAGAGAAGAAAUCAUUGAUCAGAUGACUGAAGCAUGUUUGAAUCAGUCACUGGAUGCUCUUCUGUCAAGAUUUUUACUCAUGAAAGAAGACUAUGAACUUAUAAGCACCAAACCUACAAGGACAUCAAAAGUCCGACAACUGCUUGAUACCUCAGAUAGCCAAGGAGAGGAAUUUGCCAGAAUUAUAAUACAGAAGUUGAAAGAUAACAAACAGCUAGGACUUCAACCUUAUCCAGACAUUGUAUCUAAUUCUCUAAGACUGCAUCUUUAAAUUUAUUCUUUCUAUAUGAAACCAUGUGAAUAUUUCUUACAACACAAUUCUUAUUUCUAUACAGUAGUUUUAUAUAUGUACUGCUUUGUCUUUACUAUGCCUUUGUAGAGUCUCAGAAAUGACACUGAGUUUAUCUAGACUGCAUUUGGGGAGUUACCAAUUAGUCAGUUGGAGUGCAGUCAUAAAGCCAAACACUUGACACUUGUUGACUCAAUUCAUAAAAGUAUUUUGUUUAUACAUGACAAAGAAAAAACAUUAAAUAUUCCCUGUUUUACAUA